Messenger RNA from Phoenix dactylifera (date palm), 1839 nucleotides. The record is from RefSeq and is a predicted model, not a curated record. NCBI's taxonomy places the organism in Eukaryota, Viridiplantae, Streptophyta, Magnoliopsida, Arecales, Arecaceae.
AGAUAAAAUUCAUAGAAAACCGGAGAAGGCGGAUGGUCACCUACCGGAAGAGAAAAGCGAGCCUGGCGAAGGCGGCCUUCGAGCUCUCCACGCUCUGCAACGUCCCUACGGCCGUCGUAUGCUUCGAUCCCGACGGCAGGCCCGACACAUGGCCGGACGACGACGGAGCAGUCCGCGGGAUCGUCGCCGGAUACCGGAACCUCGUCGGCCAGGAGCGCUGCAAGCCUGCCAUCGCCCAGUUGAGAUGCCUCGCAGGCCAAGUCGGCGAGUACGAGGGACAAAAUCUCAUGGGCUGUGGUCUCAGCUGGCUCGAUGGCUUGCCGGAGGAGUCGCUGAGAGAGCUGGCUUACUCCAUGGAAUCGAGCUUGGAGCCUGUCAGGAAUAGAAUCCAACUGCUCAGAGACGCCGAGCGCGACCAAAGCAGCCACUGCAGCACCGGCGAACAAGGUCAAGGUAGUCUUCCUAAUACUCCCAUGGAGUAUCCUGAUGCGCCAAUAGAAUCCAAGGCAGCGUUGGAACAGAGUGGAGGAUUUAUUUGUUCCUCGGAAGAUCCGGUUAUGGCCUUCGAUCCAUAUCCCGUAAAUGAUGCUUUCAUGGACGUUCCGGUGGAGCCGAACCAAGUGGACGCGAGUUCUUAUGCGUUAACCUACUUCAACCAUGGACAGGAACAGAGUGGAGGAUUUAUUUGUUCCUCGGAAGAUCCGGUUAUGGCCUUCGAUCCAUAUCCCGUAAAUAAUGCUUUAACUGACGUUCCGGUGGAGCCGAACCAAGUGGACACGAGUUCAACCUCCUUCAAUCAUGGACAGGAACAGAGUGGAGGUUUUAUUUUUUCCUCUGAAAAUCCGGUUAUGGCCUUCGAUCCAUAUCCCGUAAAUAAUGCUUUCACGGCCGUUCCGGUGAAGCUGAACCAAGUGGACACGAGUUCUUAUGCGUCAACCUCCUUCAAUCAUGGACAGAAAGCUAUGGAGUCUCUCUCCGCACCAUCGUUUCCUGCGCCAUUGCCAUCCACUUCGGAGCACAACAUAGCCUUUGACAGCGACCGUCCUUUAUUCUCACCAGACCGCAGCUUUGGUUUCGUCGAGAGCCUUUUUCAGAUGGGAGGUGGUGAUGCGUCACCAUGCUUGAAUCAUGGACACGAAGCUAUGAGGGAGUCCCUAGCAUCGUCCGCACCAUCGCCGUUUGCAAUGCCGCCAUCCGCUGCUGCUGCUCUGGCGUAUAAUAGAGCCUUUGGCAUCGAUCUUCCUUCGCUCCCCCCGGAGAGUGGAUUUCCGACUGGAGGUGGUGAUGCAUCAACUUUCUUGAACCAUGGACAUAAAGCUAUGAGAGAUUCUAUGGCAUCGUUCGCACCAUCGUCAAUUGCAACAUUGCCAUCCAUUGCUGCUACUUCGGUAUGUAACAUAGCCUUUGGCAGCUACCUUCCUUCACUCCCACUGGAGAGCAGCUCUGGUUUCCCUGGGGGCCAAUUUCCGAUGGGAGGUGGUGAAUCUUCAUGAAGUAUUAGCUUUCGCUGCACAAUUUUGUAGCUGAUAUAUUAUGUACUAGUAGGAUGCCAGUGAUGGGUGGAGCAGAGGGCUAGGCCCACCUUCACAGUUUUGUAGAGCAGAUUAUAAGUUGGAUGCAGAGUGAUUAGUGAAGGGUAAGCCAACCUUCACAGUUUUGUAGACUAUAUAUAUAAGUGAAGGGUGAGCCCACCUUCACAGUUUUGUAUACUAGUUGGCUGUUGAUGAUGGGUUAAGGGUCAACCCUGCCCCUUCACAGUUUUGUACACCAUAUAUACAUACUAGUUGGAUGUAAGUUGAGGGAUAGAGGGAGGGUCAACUCUACCUUCACAGUUUUGCA